Molecule: messenger RNA, 552 nt
Organism: Ostreobium quekettii
Lineage: Eukaryota; Viridiplantae; Chlorophyta; Ulvophyceae; Bryopsidales; Ostreobiaceae
Source: the annotation of a GenBank genome assembly
AUGGCCGUCGCGCAGGGGUGCCGAUCCGUCUUGACUGCGUCGACCACGAGCUCGCUGGCGCUCAUCAUGUCGGUUCCCUUCGGGGCGUCGUUGUUAGAGAUGGGGGCGCUGGGCACUGGGAGGGCUGCUCACUCUCCAGGGGAUGUUGGCAAGGCCCAACUCCUGGCAAUUUUGGCAAUUGUCGUAGUUCUCCUGGCACUAAUCUUGCGCAAGAUUUCUGAGGAGAUGAUAAGUCACGAGAAGCUAACAUUGAGCCAUGAGGCACUGCUGAAGCAGGUCAAGGGACUCCAAGAGGAGUACAACCGCAUGAGCAAUGAAGCCAAGGAGAGUGGAGCACUCAGUAGGGCAGAGAAAGAAACGUUGCUGGGGCGUGUCUCUGCAGCUGAGGAAGCAAAGAGAUCCGCAGAGACAAGGGUCGAAGCCAUGAUAAGUCAAGCAAAGGGCAUGGACAAAGAAUACGACCGGCUGUUGGAUGAGAACAACAAACUGAAGAGGCAGCUGCCACAAUUUCAGUCUUCGCACCUAGGCUAUGGCAGCAAGAAGGACAUGUGA